AUGGAGGAAAAACUGGAAGAAAACUCGGAUGACACUCACCAUUUACAGUUAUCAGUAACUCCUAUUCGUUUUGAAGCAGUGAACCAAUUAACAAAUGUAUUCUUUGAUGAUUCAAACAAAGAUGUAUUCGCUGUACGCUCGGGUGGCAUAAUGGGCGUAGUUGUGAAAAACGCAAAUGAAGAUAUAUCACCGCUCAACUUCAUAAUGGAAGAUCACGGAACGGUGCUGUCAAUAAAAUUUUCAUUGGACCAUAAAAUUCUGGCUGUCCAGAGAUCUAACAAUUCAGUAGAGUUCAUGAACUUCAUUGAUAAUACAUUGGAAACUGAAUAUUCCCAAUGCUGCAAGAAAAAUUCUAAUAUUCUUGGCUUCGUAUGGUCGCAUCUCAAUGAAGUUGCUUUCAUAACUGAUCAUGGUAUAGAACUUUAUAUGGUUAUUCCAGAAAAGAGGACAUUGAAACAUUUGAAAACGACGUCAUCAACUGUACAGUGGUUUGUUUGGUGUUCUGCUAACAAAAUCGCUCUCUUGGCUUCUGCUCACGGCUCUCAGUUAUUGCCUGUUUACAUUAAGCAGGGCACAAUAAACAAGUUCUCCAAAUUAGAAACUGAACCUGGCCGGAUGGCUUUGGAACGAGAUGUUACUCUGGCAACCCUGUAUGGUGUGCCCGCAGUGUUAAUUCUCCGACACCAAAGUGGUCCCGGCACUGCUGAAGUGCAUAUACAUACAUUGAGUGGCCUUGGACAGGCCCCUGUCAAGUCCCAUGUUCUGAGGUUGGGAUUGUCCGGGCGAUUUGCAAUUAAUGUUGUUGAUGAUGUGGUAUUGGUUCAUCACCAAGCAUCAAGGAGUUCUUUGAUAUUUGAUACAGCGCUGACAGGUGAGAGCGAUGGAACUGUUAGAUAUCACACACCAAUUGCCCCUGCCAAAUCAUUUCGACCUGUGAAAUUGGUGCUGCCAGGACUUACAGAGCAACAAACACAUAUAUGUGAACUUUAUUCUCCAAACUGGGUUGUCUUUCAGCCCAACAUCGUGAUCGAUGCUAAACUUGGAUGUUUGUGGCAUAUUUCACUCUGUCUGACUGAGCUAUGUAAUCAAAUAUGUGAUUUCGGAGUUUGUACCCAAGUAGCUCUGAACAGGACAAAUGGAAAAAAUGUUUUGUUGGAUCUCCUACUGAAAACCAGCAAGCAAGAAAAAUUACCGUUGGAUAAAUUCCAGGUUUCUUUCAAUCAUAUCAAUAACGUUUACAGAAGUUGGAUGGAAUCUGAGCUCCAGAGUAAUACAGCUUCUCCACCAAAUAUUCCAAUUCCACCAAAGUCUCAGAUAACUCCUAGGGUACUCAUAGAUCAAAACGAUAUCUAUAAUGAAAUGUUGCAGAAAUUAGAUCCUGAAAAAGAUCUGCGAAAGACAGAGUGGUUGUUAACAAGCUACUUGACUUCUCUGUCUGAAUAUAAUAUACCUGUGCAACAUAUACUCAGUGAACUUUUAGUAACGACUUUGGCAAGACAGAAAAAAAUUACUGCUCUUCAACAGUUACUUCAGUACGGAGUAAUAUCGGACUCAAAACAAAUGGCUUGUCUGCUACUCUCUUUGGGAAAUAUGCAUCCAGCAGCCACACAAAUGGCCCUAGACAUGCUUACCAGAAUAAAUGCUCUAGAGGAAAUCCAAGAAAUCCUCCUAAGCGAAGGUCAAGUUUUAGCAGCCCUGAAAAUAGCUGACUGUAAUGCCAAUCCUAGAAAAUUUUUAUCCAUCGCUGAGAAGUAUUCUGACAAAACUUUGUUUCAUAGUGUUUUGAUCCACUUCAAAAAUAAUCCACAGUUUGCAUCGGCAUUCCAAAAAGAUGAACGUCUUGUCAAUUUUGUUCAGCAGUACAAUACUUUAUUUGAUGAAAAGUAG
Molecule: messenger RNA, 1887 nt
Organism: Phaedon cochleariae (mustard beetle)
Lineage: Eukaryota; Metazoa; Arthropoda; Insecta; Coleoptera; Chrysomelidae
Source: the annotation of a GenBank genome assembly